UUUACUGUAGUAUCCCCACGUCGUCGUUUCUCUCGUUUGAUAGUUAAUUCCAGUGGUAGAACCGGAGAAGAUCCUCUUCCUCCGGUUCUCUCCAGUUCCUCCGCUUUCGCCGUCCUCGGCGUUGACCCUAACUGCUCUUCCGCCGAGCUCAAAGCUGCUUUCCGCGCCAAAGUUAAGCAGUAUCACCCCGAUGUGAAUAAAGGAGGAGGGGAUUCUGAUACUAUGAUCCGCCGUGUAAUCCAGUCCUAUGAGAUUUUGUCCAAUUACAGCCGAUCGGAGAUCAUCGAGAGGGAAUGCUUAGAUCCUUUCUACCACCCCGAAAGCGAAGCAUUCGAUGUUUUCAUUAACGAAACCGUGCUGAAAACAUCUGUAGGCUGUCCAUAUUCAUGUGUAAAGAGAGCCCCUCAUGCAUUAGCAUACGAUCCUUCGACUGGAACCGCAUGUGCAACUUCUCAAGGACACAACGAAGAUUAUCAAGUUCAGCUUGCGGUUGGUCAGUGUCCGAGAAGUUGCAUCCAUUUUGUGACGCCUUCGCAAAGAAUCAUUCUGGAGGAGUUACUUGAUAGCAUCCUGGGCGUGCCUUUCGACAUUUCAGCGGAAGCAGACUUGCUUUAUUCCCUUAUAGUUAAAGCCAGGUUCGAAAAUAAUAGGUACCAAAGCCACGUGCAACCAACAAUGUUUCUGCUUGAACCCAUGACAGUACAACACAUAAUAUAUGCACAUAUGGCGUCGAUAGUUUCAUGUGCGAUUCUUUGGAGAGAGGUGGCUGAACAGAAGAAUAUGUCUGCAACUUAUUCAUGCACAAGCAUAGGGAUAAUAAGAUUCUCCAAACGUAUCUGAGUUCAGGUAACAUAUGCAGAUUGUGUAUCAUAAGAUUUACUGAUAUUUAGCUAAAGGAAGGUUGAAUAUAUAUUGUAUCGUAAAAGUUUUUCUUUGCA
This is a messenger RNA of Hibiscus syriacus, 938 nucleotides long. RefSeq lists its product as uncharacterized. The annotation marks the transcript as partial. The transcript is spliced from 7 exons. NCBI's taxonomy places the organism in Eukaryota, Viridiplantae, Streptophyta, Magnoliopsida, Malvales, Malvaceae. The record is from RefSeq and is a predicted model, not a curated record.